CCACAUUUUUUAUUGUAAUUUUAUAUGAUCCAGCAUUGGAAGACAAAAUGUACUGCACUGCUGCCUUUCUAGUCAUCUCGCAAGCAUUUGAUAAAGUCUGGCACACAGACCUUCUAUACAAAUUAACAAAAAUGCUUCCUCUCACUCACUCCCUAAUUUUAAAAUCCUACCUCCAUAACCAUUACUUUUUUGUACAACAUAGAGAUGAGCGCACGUCACUAUUUCCAGUUGGAUCCGGAGUCCCACAGAGCAGUGGGGGCCAGUGUUAUACCUAUUGUACACAGCGGACUUACCAACAAACUUUCAAACCACGACAGCUACAUAUGCAGAUGACACAGCAGUGAUGUCAGUACAUCAGGACCCACGGACAGCUUCUCAACUUCUGUUUUUGACCCCCAUCUGUGUUAUGUAAUACUUGAACGGUCCCUUGGUUACAAGUCACCAGUGUUGCCAAUCAGCGGAUAAUUAUCCGAUUUGCGUACCUUUUUGAGAGUUGUCGUACCUUCUGCGUACCUUUAAAUAAAUCGGAUAUUUGCGGAUAUUUUUCAGUGUAUCUACUAUCAUCGACUAAAACUUUCUCAUCCAUAUAUUCCCAGCACCAACAACACAUUAAUUUUGUUUGCUUCCACCAAAAUUUUUAUAAAUAGCCUAUACUGGAUGAAUGUUAGUGACAUCCGAUACUUUUCAUCUUUUGACAAAAGGGACAUGUGCCGAUUCUUUUGUUUAGAAUUUAAAUGCACAAGUGCAUCCACUUAAGGCGUACUAAUCCAAUUCAAAUUUCAAAAUCUGUCUGCCCUCGGAUGUUAUUUAUGAGUUUUUCGAUUUUAGUCUGUAAACUUAUGAAAGCUAAUUCACGCACGAUUUAGUUUUAUUUUCAUUGUAUGUAGUGCAGUGCUUAAGUAAACGUCUCGUCUGUUGAAAUAAGUUUUGGUUUGUGAAAAUACUUUUUUAUAAUGGAUAAAUGGUUAAUAAAAAGUGUUAAGACCAAAUCAAAUAAUGAAAAAAAUAUUGCUGAAAAGCAGCCGUCAACUUCACGUCAUGCUUCUGAACAACAGCCUGAAUCUAGUAAUCAGCAAAAUGUUACUGAAGAGCAGCCAUCUACUUCUCAUACUCCUAAGGGAGGAGUAAUUAUUAGUCAAAAUGUUGACGUUGGCCGUGUUAGUAAAAAGAUUAACACUUCUCAGAGUAAUAUUAUUGUUGACACUAAUGAUGCCGAGCCCAAUGAUGCCGAGCCCAAUGAUGCCGAGUCCGCACCAAUUGUUGACAAAUUUCUAUUGAGUUUGAAAAGGAAAGCUGAUUUUGUAGAUACACCUUCAAAAAGAAUAUGCAAGUUUAUUCCAGCGUGGCUAACCGAUAACGAGUUUCGCGGGUGGCUUAAUAAAUCAAAUAAGCCAGAUGAUAAACACGGCAAUGAAUACGCAUUUUGUAAAGUUUGUAAAUCAAAUUUGGUGGCUCAUAAGGCUGUGUUACUUAGACAUAUGAGAACGGAAAAACACAAAGAGAAUUUUAGUGCGGUAUCCAGUAAUAUAAAAAUAAAGGACAUGUGUGUAAAACAAACCUGUGAAAAUAAUUUAGUUAAAAGAGCAGAACUAAAAUUAUGUAGUCUUUUGGCUACAAAGGACUUACCGUUCUUAUUAAUGGACACUGUAUGUCCACUACUUAAAGAUAUUUUUCCAGAUUCUAAGAUAGCUCAACAAUUAACCGUUAAAAGGACUAAAGCAACUCAAAUAGUCGUUGAAUGUUUGGGUGACAAUUUUCUGAAAGAAUUAUAUGAAAAGUUAAGAGUACCUGGAAUGUUUUUUUCAUUGAUUAUGGAUGAAACUACAGAUAUAUCGGUAAAAAAACAGUGUGCAUUUACUGCAAUAUUUUUUGAUGAAAAUUCCAACUCAUUACAAACAACAUUUUUUGACAUUUUAGAAAAUACUGGGGGCACUGCAGUUGAAUUAUAUUCAACUUUAAAAGACAUAAUAUUUUCCAAAGGUAUUCCUAUAUCUAAUUUUGUUGGAUUUUCGUCGGACACACCUAAUGUAAUGGUAGGGCCACACAAUUCAGUUUUUUCCCAUCUAAAACAAGAAUUUCCUGAUAUAGUUUGUGUUAAAUGCUCUUGUCACAUGGCACAUUUAGCAACUUCAAAGGCAUGCUUGAAACUUCCCAAGCACAUUGAGGACUUACUAAGAAAUAUAGGAAGCCAUUUCAAUAGAAGUGCUUGUCGAAGAGCCAAAUUUCGGGAAUUUCAGGAAUUUUUUAAGGUUGACAUUCACAAAAUUCUAUCACCUGCUAAGACCAGGUGGCUUUCACUAAAAGCAGUUGUGGACAGGGUUCUAGAGCAGUACGAACCAUUACGUGCAUAUUUCAAGGAGAGUGUUUCUGAAGAUCCUUCACAUGUAACGGAAACUAUGUUGGAAACUCUUAAUCACCCUCUUACUGAAGUGUAUUUAAAGUUUAUGUCUUAUGUUCUAGAGCUCAUGACGGAUUUCAAUAUUUUAUUCCAAUCCGAAAAACCACUUUUAUAUAGGGUUAAGCCCGAAACUGAAAAUUUAUUGAAGAUUUUAUGUUCCAAUUAUAUGAAUAUUGUUCAUAUAAAAAAAUGUGCAGAAAUCCUGAAAAUUGUUCACGACAAUCCAGACAAUUUUCUUCCAUUAGAGCAAAUUUAUAUAGGAAUUUCUGCUUUCGACAGUUUGCAACAUUUGCGAUCGGAUAAAGACACAAAUUUAGAACAAGCAGACUUUGAUAAUUUUUUUAAAUCAAUAUUAUCCUUUUAUAUUGAACUAGUUGCUAAUAUCAAAGAUCGGUUUAAAUUUGAGGACCGGGUUUUUACUACCUUAGAGCUGUUAGAUCCGAAGGUGGCCCAAUCAUUCCAAACAAAAUCUUUAAAAAACAUAUUAGAUAGGUUUCCAGUUCUAAAUAACUUUGUCAAUGCACAAUCUUUGGAUAACGAGUGGAGAAAACAUGCACUCUUAGAUUUUGAUAGUUUAGACAUUAAUUCCAAUACCGAGUGUGAUAUAUACUGGUCUCAGAUUUUUAAAUUAAAAAAUGAAGCCAACAUAUCUUUGUUUCCAAAUUUAAAAAAAGUAUUUUCAUUGUUAUUCGUUCUACCAUUUUCAAACGCUGCGGUAGAAAGGGUUUUUAGUAAUUUAUUCAAUAUAAAAACAGAUAAGAGAAAUCUUUUAGAUACAUCUACAAUUAGGGCUUUAUUGGCGACAAAAGAUGGUAUCGGUAAUACAGGCUGUGUAAAAUUUACACCUUCAAAAAAAAUGUUAGGAUGUAACAUAUGGCAAAAUAGUAAAUGAGAAUUUUGUACUUUAUUAAAUUAUGUUUUUUGUAUGUGUUGGAUUACGUACUUACAUGUUUAGGUUUUUAAUGUUUUAAUGUCCCACUGGCAUAUUAUUUGAUAAAUAAUGAAAUGAUUUAAAAGUCAGUUAAAUAUGAUAUAUUUCUGUUAUUAGUUAGUAACAACCAAAAAAGUUAAGUUUUCCAUAAAGUGGGGGACUUUUUAUUUUUUACUUUAAUUUUCCAUUUCCAACAAUUGUUUUUUCCGAUUAUAGUGCUAGCUGACAACUCUGCCAUGUAAGGUCAUACCUACAAAUUUUCCAACCAAUAUGGUUGAUGUCAUGUAAUGCCAGGGGUUAAUCUGGAAAUAUUUUUAACAUCCUUUAAAAUCGCAUAAUAUAAUGUAACCUUAACUGUUUAAAAACAACUCAAGGGUUUUUACCCGUAUAUUUUUGUGGCUUAAAGCAUGUUAAUCUGUGAAUACACUGAUGAUGGAAUAUUGAUUCCGAAAACGUUUUGUUGUGAUAUACCCCUUUUUAGGGAUUUUAAAUAUACCUCUGAUUUUUUAAUCAACUUAAAUUCCCCAAACCUAAACUAAUUACCUACACAGAAAUCAGUUAAAAAAUUAAUGCACUGCCUUAAUUGUAGUUAUAGUAGUUAUAUAUAUAUUUUUAAACAAUUUUGAAUAAAAAUUCUAGGAGAGUUGUUCACGGAUUUCCACCAUACUUCAUUCGACGUAUCUUGAUGAGAUUGCUAAAUCCUUAUUGGUUAAUUGAUGUUUAUUAAGAAUAAAAUUGUAAAAUAAAACAAUUAAUAAUUUAAUAAAUAAUAAAUAAUUUAAUUUCUAUUCGAUAGAUAAUUAAGAAUAAUAUCACCUGUCUUACAGGUUAUAUAUGUGUCUACACUUUAACCACAGAUGUACACAAAAUAUAUGUAUAACGUUACUCAGAAUAAGGUAAUCAUUUGUAGAAUACCAAAUGUAAAGUUCAAAAGAUUUUCCAGAUUUCUCGGACAUGAGAUGUAGUUAAAUCGGUUCUUUUUUUGUAAAGUUCUAUCAAAUCUAAUAUCUUAAACAAAACCAUUUCAUCAAAACAUGUUAUACCUAAUUAUAUUUAUGAUUUUUUUGAGGAAUGUAAUGGUAUGUACUAUGCAUAAAAGAACUUUCCGGCACAGAAACGUCACUUUUCUGCACACUACUGUCAGUUAUUCUGUGAGAAAAUGUUAAGUUUGUUUACAUAAAAUUGUGCAGAAAAAUGCAUUUGGAAUAUUGGUUGUAGAAAAAUCUACUUACUUGAAACUAGUAAUAUCUAGAUAUCUACUAAUUAACUCAAAAAUCCUUCAAAUUUUUUGCCUAUAACAAUUAUAUAGUCGGGCAUUAACGUUGAACGCACCACGUGUAUUAUGGAUAAUAACUUUGAUACCUUAAUAACUACAAGACUGUCAAAUACAUUUCUAUUGUUUUAGUUGUAAUAAAUCUUUAGUUGUUAAAAGAGCGUAAGCGCAAAAUUUCGGACCAAUAAUCUUUAAACGUAUUCAUUUUUUUAGAAUCCUGAGAAAACUAAUAAGUAUUUUUGAAAAAUUUGAACGCAGAAUUAAAGAUUACAUUAUUACCGAGGGCUUAGAGUCCCUUAGAAUAAACAAAAUGUUUCUUUUGAAUGAGAUAUUUGAAAUUAAAAAUCACACUCAAUAUUCUCUUUUCCUUUUACCCAUGUAACAUAUUAGAAUAAAAAUUAUAGAAGUCUUCAGGGACUUUAGGCCCUCGGUAAUAAUGUAAUCUUUCAUUCUGCGUUUAAAUUUUUAAAUAAUACUUAUUAGCUUUCUCAGGACUCGAAAAAAAUAAUGCAUUUUAAAAGCAUUGACCAGAAAUUUUGCGCCUAUGCUAUUAAUGUAGCUGUAGUUUAUUUUGUAUUGAUUUAUUUAUUAUUUAUUUUUCCAGUACCUAGUUUUAGGUAGUUAUUACGUUUUAAUAAAAUAAUAUUUAAAAGU
Messenger RNA from Diabrotica virgifera virgifera (western corn rootworm), 5256 nucleotides. RefSeq lists its product as uncharacterized. The coding region runs from base 954 to 3290 and encodes 778 amino acids. Gene Ontology annotation, molecular function: protein dimerization activity. NCBI's taxonomy places the organism in Eukaryota, Metazoa, Arthropoda, Insecta, Coleoptera, Chrysomelidae. The record is from RefSeq and is a predicted model, not a curated record. The transcript has 3 exons.